Messenger RNA from Pseudozyma hubeiensis SY62, 354 nucleotides. RefSeq lists its product as hypothetical. The transcript has a single exon. Lineage: Eukaryota; Fungi; Basidiomycota; Ustilaginomycetes; Ustilaginales; Ustilaginaceae. Bases 1 to 354 code for a protein of 117 amino acids. The record is from RefSeq and is a predicted model, not a curated record.
AUGCGACAUGCAAUGGCGGCAUCACUGCUUGGCAACGACGGUCCCCGGUGCCGUGGACUCCCUUCAACUCAGCCUUUGAAACGUGUUUCCCUCCCGACGAACGCGAUCCGAUGCCAAGCUCCGCACGCAGGACCGGCAAGAGAAAAACACGCCGCUCAUCCUGGUUUCCGAUGUGCAUCUCCGCUUCUGCUGCGCCGCAGACAGUGUCCUACUUUCUGUCCCGACACCGAGUCGACAGCUGAGACCAGAAUGCAGCGACCAAGACGACACCGUCGAUCAACGCACUUCCACGGACUUGUUCGUCCUCGCAUUGUUGUGAAAACAGCACAGCCCUCGACAUUGUUUGCGUCAUGA